CCAGCCCAGCCUUCGUCGUCAUGAGAAAAUGAAACUCACCAGCUCUGCAGAGCCGGAGUCCCAGCUGUCGAGUAAACGCUCUUUUGUGGUCUCGAUCCGGUUCAAAGGCCCCCAGUCCUGGUUUUUAGGAAGAGGAGGAUGAAUAAAGACAAGAGCCAGGUCAUGGAGGAAGAUUUCCAAUUCCUGCUGUGUGAGAAAUGCCAGGGAGAAGCCAAGAACCCCAAGCUCCUUCCCUGCCUUCAUACCUUUUGCCUGGAAUGCUUGGAAGAGAACAAACCCAUCAGCCAAUGCCCCAUUUGCAGGAUUUCCAUCCAAAGGGCCAGUGGGGUCUCUUUCCAAGACAACGUGCUCUUUGCUCACCUGCAGGCCAAGCUAAACACCUACCAGAAGAUCACCACCGGCCAAGACCUGGUGUGCGAUCGUUGCCGAGGCGCAGCGGAGUUUUGGUGUUCUGAGUGCGAGGAGUUCCUCUGCAAGAGCUGUUACGAAGCCCACCAGUGGUACUUGAAGCAGAAGAGCCACGAGGCCCAAAAGCUGAGCGAUUUGCAGAAUGAUACCGCCCAGAGUUUCCUGGAGGGGGCAAGGAAAUCCAGCCACCUCUUCUGUUCUGAGCCUGCCCACAACAGCCAGCUUGUAAGUAUCUACUGCAGAGGAUGCCGCAAACCGUUGUGUUGUUCCUGCGCCCUUCUUGACAGUGAGCACUACAAUGCCAAGCUCUACAGCAACAUCCAUGUGGAAAUCAAAAACCGGAAGGAGGAGCUGGGAAGGAUGAAGGAGGACCUGGGGGAGAAGAGGAAGAGCUAUGAGAAUGCCCGCUGCUCCAUCCACGAAAGGCUGCAGCAGUUGGAGAAGGUACGCAACGAAACCCGAGACCAGAUCCAGGCCCAAGUGGAAGAGAUGAUCCAGUGGAUCCAAAAGAAGGGGGAAGACCUUAUGGAGAAGGUGGACCAGCAGCUCUGCCAGGAGCGCGGAGACGUCGAGAGGAAGUUGCAGAACACGGAGCGCAUUGUCAGGAGGAUGGAGGCCAGCGAACGGCUGGUGGAGAAGAUGAAUCUCUUUGCAUCGGACCAAGAAGUGAUGGACAUGCAGCCCUUCAUCAAGGAGUCUCUGGAGGAGCUCAGGAAGGAGAAGCUGCCAGCGGUGGGGUUUUGGGUCCAAACGGAAAACUUUGCAGAGGUCAAGAGUGAGCUCCAAGCUCUCUAUAAGCGAGUGAAAGGAGACAACGAUGCAGUUUGUUGUACAGUGUCUUCUGCUUUUUCUCUUGCUCCAGUGGUCAAUUCGGAAGUUGUGCCUGAGGAGAAAAGCCAGCCAAGCCCUCAAGACACGCAGGUGAUUUCUCCCAGCUAUAAGAUCAGACUUAAAAAGACAGCUCAUGGAUUUGUCCCAUCAAUCAUCUCCCCGGUAAAGCGACCAGUGAGCCAGACGGAAAAAUCAGUCCAGGCCUCCCCCAAGAUAAUGAAGGUUGAAGACCGUGACUGUGAGGCUGGGGAAACCUCCAGCAGGCACAUCCAGGAGCUUCCUAGGAGCUCACAGCCUCUUCCUUCCCAAACAUCAACCCCAGAGAAAGAGCAGAGAGGAUUCGUCAAUUCUGUCGAGGUCCUAGAGCAUUCUCCUUCUGAGAAUGCUGAAACAGAGCCUGCCAGCAUUUUGAUCAGUAGCUCUGAUGAAACUGAAGAUGAGGUUAUGUGAUUAUCUCCUCCUUCUAGAAGGCAUCCCAGCUAUCUGAGCUUGACAGCAAUAGGACAGAGAAGGGCUGCUCUCCAAGGUCUGCUUUUGUGCCUCGCCUCUUCCAGGAAUCGCAUCGCUUAACAAGAUGGUGACAUCUGUGCCGCCAUCUUCUUGCUUGCUGUUUUUCUACUCCGUGGAGAAUGUGUUUUUUAUAGCCAUUUUGCACACAACCAUUUUAUCCAGAUGUUUGUCCAAGUGGAAGAUUCUACUUGAAUUGUGUGUUCUUUCUCCCUUGGCCCGCUUGUAAUUGCGUACUGGGCCGGUAACAUAAGUGCCAUUAGGUGUUGCAGUUGUACUGUCUCAUGGAUACUGGCUAUCUGCCAGAUGCAGUAACAGAAAGGGCUUCUACAGAUUGGUGGAUUUCAGAAUCAGGUUGGUCUCCAAAAUGUAAACAUCUCUUUUCCCAGUUGGUGACUGGUUUUGCAAUCAACUGGAGUCCACAAGGACAACCCACAGCUUCACAACACCAUUUUUGUGCCUCCCUCACUGCAGCCCCACCAUGCCCUCCCUACCAAUUUUUCUGGCAAUUAAAUCGAAUUUAAGAGGGGGUCAGAGGAGCCACAGAGUUCUAACCCUGCCAUGACUAUUUAAAAAAAACACCUCAUAGUGGACUACCAGAAGUAUUUUGGAUUUUGGAUUAUUUUCUCCAGAUUUUGGAUUAUUUGCAUACAGCCAGACCUUUAUAUCCUUGUGGGAUCCGUUCCAGACCUGCCCUCAUGGAUAUGAAUAAAUGCAGGAUCUCAAGUCUUGUUGUCACAGAUGGCGGCGUGACAAGCGCACGGCUGCUAGUGCAGCUGUGUGCAUGCACCACCAUUUGGGACAAUGAGGCUUGCCAUUCACAGAGGCUCAGAUCUGUGGAUGGUGAGCCCUUGAAUAGCAAGGUCCAAUUGUAUACAUAAAGAGAUACCUUGGAGAUGGGACUCAAGUCUAAACAUAAAGUUCAUUUAUGUCUCAUACACACCGUACAAACAUAGCCUAAAGGUAAUUUUAUGCAUAUUUUAAAAAAUAGUUUUGUGCUACAGAAUUAUACAAUUGCAUAAUUUCAUAUUAUACAAUUAUAACACUUUGAUUCCAAUUUUAACUUGCAUGUCUCAUGGCUGCAGCCUAUGGAUUCUUGGGAUGUCUUGUUUGGAAAAAUACUAGAGCUCCUUGGCGAAGAGGUGUAAAUACCUCAUGAAGCUACAGUUCCCAGAAUUCCAUAGUAUGGAACCAUCACAAUUAAAGUAGAAUCAGAGUGCUAUAAUUAAGCAGUGUGACUGGGUCCCUGCUUGAUUCUAGUUUCACUUUUUCCAGUUUUGGAAGUGCAUUUCUGUACCAGGCAUGGUCUUGGAACAGUUCACUGAGGUUGAAAUUUGGACCCUGGACAGUAAAAGGUUACCCACCCUAGAUACAUAAUUGACUGUACAGCAUUAUGGGUUAUUCUUCCUAAAUGGGAUGAUGUUACUCUCCCGACUUUUGUUUUAUUUGACAACUGGUAGGACCAAUAGCAGGUGGAAGUCUUAAAAGAGCUAAAUUGGCCUUGCCUUGUCUCAUAUUUUUUAACAAUAAUAUGUAAUAGCUAUAGCUAUUCCUUUGUAAGGAAAUAAUAACACAGACAUUUUCUAAAGUGA
This is a messenger RNA of Sceloporus undulatus (fence lizard), 3338 nucleotides long. It is a transcript of the gene PML, whose product is annotated as PML nuclear body scaffold. The coding region runs from base 139 to 1689 and encodes 516 amino acids. Gene Ontology annotation, biological process: intrinsic apoptotic signaling pathway in response to DNA damage; positive regulation of DNA-templated transcription; PML body organization. The transcript is spliced from 8 exons. Lineage: Eukaryota; Metazoa; Chordata; Lepidosauria; Squamata; Phrynosomatidae. The record is from RefSeq and is a predicted model, not a curated record. Gene Ontology annotation, cellular component: PML body; nucleoplasm; chromatin. Gene Ontology annotation, molecular function: ubiquitin-protein transferase activity; zinc ion binding.